AAAUCCUCUUUUGCCAAGUGCAAUAAAUUGGAAAGAAAUACACUACAUUAGAUAAAAAUUGACUAUUUAAAGAUUUCUAGCAAUUUGCAACUUGCUUGGAAUUAAUUGUUUUUAAGCACGUUUUGUGAAACGUUUCAACUUUUAACAGUUCCGAAUCCUCAUUGGCAUUUGAGAGGUUUAAUUAUUAUACAAAAGGGUACAAACAGACCGGGAAGCUUUCUCUGUUAUGUACAUUUCUUUUUUUGGGGUACUUACGAUUUUGUAAUCUGGCCGCGUGUUUUGUGUUAUUAUACUCUAUUUUUUUUAAAAAAAAAAGUAUCUGUUAUAUUUAUAUAAUUUGUUUGGUACUGGAAAAAGACAAUUCAGAUGUUCUAAUGUGAUUUUGAUGAUUAUGCAGAAAUUAUAUUCCACUCGAGAAAAACAGGUCCAAUAUGUCUAACUCAAGAAAUACCCUCAAUAGUAAUGCUGCUGUAAAAAGAAAAUUGGAGGAGCCUCGUCAUGAAAAUAGUCGAAAAACUCCACGGAAUGCAAUUGAGUUUCAACAAACUAGAAGUCAUUCUAAGAAACAGAAUCAAGAGCCUACAAAAAUUGACCAGUCUACCUUUAAUAAAGAAACAAAAGAUGAAAAAGUGGGUAUAAAGGAAAACGAGGAGGCCUUUGGUCUAUUGUCAACUAAUGAUACCCCUGUAUCAGGUGAGCACAGCGACGAAAACUCAUCAGGAAUUUCUGACCGGGAAGAUGAAUCUGAUGAGGAUUCAGAUAUAUGGGAGCAAGUGGAUCUUAAACCAGAUCGUGAUAAGAAAAAGAACGAAGAGAAAGAUGUUCACAUUAGUACUUCAAGUGUAACACCCUCUGACAACUUACAUAAGAAAAGAUCAUCUGGUAUAGUUGAAAAAGAGAUUCGUUCAUCUAUACAUGUCAUGCACACAUGUUGCUUAUUUUACCAUGGGUUACUUCGCAAUCAGUGGUGCUGUCGCCCAGAACUUUUGGAAUGUUUACUUGAUAUAUUAUCGGAAGAACGACCUUCGAUAAUAGAAGAUUGGAUCAGAAGUGAGCAAACACACGAUGAUCUUUUGAUGCUAGUUAAUGGACUACGGACAUGGUGGCAGAAAAAAUUCCAUAUAACCAAGCAUGGUCUAAGGAAGCUGGGAUAUCGUGAUUUUAAGGAGGGUUUAAAACUCGGGUUUGAACCCGAAUCUAUUGAAAACGAAAUGAUUUUUAUGGAAAAAAUUUGUUCAUUUAGCGGAAGCCGUGAUUUAGCUGCUCAAGGCUUCACUGCUUUAUGCCGAUCAUUGAAGCUUGAUGCCCGUUUAAUCUUUUCACUUCAACCUUUAACUUACUCCACAGCUUCUUAUGAUAACUGGUCUAAACAUGCCCUUCCAGACGAGACUGCAAGUUCCAUUGACGGUGACCUCCGGUAUCCUGUGUUUUGGACAGAGGUAUAUGACAAUGAUCAAAAUCGUUGGAUAAGUGUUGAUGCCGUUGUCUUGAAUGGUGUGUAUACGAAUGACAUGUCCUGGUUUGAACCAAAGGGAGCUUACGCAGAGUCUAAACACUUGCGUAUGGGGAUUGUUGUCGCGUAUGAUGACGAUUAUUAUGCCAAGGACGUGACGCCACGUUAUGCGGAUAUGUCGUCCAGUCGUUGCAAAAAAAUUCGAAAAUCUUCUUCACCAGAGAAAAAAGACGAUGUAUAUGCCAGAAUUUUUUCUCAAUUUACGAAAAGGAAGAACGAUGAAAAGGGUUUGCUGGAGGAUCGUGAGCUUGAACAAAAAGUGCCAGUGCGCGAAUUAAAAAGCAUUGCUGAUUAUAAGAAUCACCCAGAUUUUGUGUUAAAGCGACACCUUAAACGUGAAGAGGUAAUCCCGGAUAAUGCACAACCGGUUAACAAGGUAGUUUUUGGAUCAAAAAAAAAUCCUAUCCAAGAAGAGGUGUAUCGCCGAGAGGAUGUUUUGACGUGUAAAUCACCAGAAAAUUAUCAUAAAGAAGGCCGUGUGAUUAAACCAGGAGAACAGCCACGAAAAAUGGUGAAAGCGAGAGCGGUAACCAUUACAAGGAAACGAGAGCAUGAAUCUAAAGUAAUAGAAUCCAAGGAACCAGUUAUGCAGGGAUUAUAUUCUUCGGAUCAAACUGAAUUAUACAUUCCGCCGCCAAUAGAAGAUGGAAAGAUUCCGAAAAAUGGUUACGGAAAUAUUGACUGUUUCGUUGAAAGCAUGGUUCCUCGAGGAGCGGUGCAUCUUCCAUUUCGAGGAAUUUCUAAGAUCGCGAAGAAGCUGGGUGUUGAUUAUGCCGAAGCAGUGACAGGCUUCGAUUUUCGAAAGCAUCGUGCAAUUCCUGUAACGACAGGUAUCGUCGUACCAGAAGAAUUUGCUCCCAAAGUGCUAGAGGAAUAUCGUGAGCAUCAAAAGGAAAUGCUAUUAAAACAACUUGCAAAAGAACGGAAUGCUGCUAUUGGGUUGUGGAAGCGUAUGAUUAAUGGACUACGGAUUCGGAAACGAAUUACGGAAAACUAUGGCUAGGUUUAAUCACUUAAUACCUCUUUCUACGCAUUGCUUGCUUACUCUACAGAUAAUUGCAUUGUAAAUAAAUAUUGAUAUGCUGUAUGAAAUUCACUUUAUUUUCUAGAAUAA
Messenger RNA from Schizosaccharomyces octosporus yFS286, 2627 nucleotides. Its product is annotated as DNA repair protein Rhp42. The record is from RefSeq and is a predicted model, not a curated record. Bases 432 to 2516 code for a protein of 694 amino acids. Lineage: Eukaryota; Fungi; Ascomycota; Schizosaccharomycetes; Schizosaccharomycetales; Schizosaccharomycetaceae. Gene Ontology annotation, molecular function: single-stranded DNA binding; damaged DNA binding. The transcript has a single exon. Gene Ontology annotation, biological process: nucleotide-excision repair; mismatch repair. Gene Ontology annotation, cellular component: nucleus; nucleotide-excision repair factor 2 complex; XPC complex.